ACACACUAAAACACACACACACACCAAGCCAAAUUUGAUUUCGAAACUCCAUCGAUUUGAUUGUGACAAAGAAGAAGAAACGUGGAAUGGCUGUUACGCACGAUUAUCAAUCGCUAUGACCAUCUUCCAAUGCUCCAACCAGGAAUCAUCAUUCUUCAAUUCAAUUGCAAUCAAUUUCCGAUCAGAAUUAACAGAUAUUCGUAGGAGAUUCGUGGAGGGAAUCGAUGGAUGAAGAAUUGCCAGGGGCAAUUGGAACAAGCGCAAGUUUAGCCCUAAGAUUGGGACAAACCGUAUUCUCUGUUGCUUCCCUCCUUUUCAUGUGCGUCGGUGUUGAAUUCUACGCUUAUACGUCUUUCUGUUUUUUGGUGACAAUCAAAGGGUUAACAAUCCCAUGGAGUUUAACCCUCGCAAUGGUGGAUGCAUUUUCUGUAUUUGUAAAACGACCUUCUCGCCAAAUACAAAUAGUGUCCAUCAUCGUUAUUGGAGACUGGGUGUUAUCAUUUUUAUCACUAGCAGCAGCAUGUUCAACAGCAAGUGUUGCUGAUUUCAUGAUUACAGAAGCUGGUGCAUUUUUUUGUGGAAGAAAAUUGUGUAGCAGAUAUCAAUUGUCAGCUGCAAUGGCGUUUUUGUCAUGGUGUUUGUCUAUAGCUUCUGCUCUUUUUAACCUUUGGCUUCUUCCUUCUUUAUAUUAAUUUGUGGAUAAAAGUUUUGGGUGUAUGAUUGUUAUAGGUGGUGCAUAUAGUAAAUAAGUAAAAAGAAGAAAAAUGAAAAGGGAAUCAAGAAGAUGAUUUUUUUUUUUUUAAAAAUAGAUUAUCAUUUAAGAUAUAUAGCACAAAAGGGUAUAUGAUUGUUAUGUCUUCUUCAAGUGAAUAUAUUUUUCUUUGUUUAUGAAAUGAAAUCGCAUGCUUUUUGGAA
Molecule: messenger RNA, 915 nt
Organism: Lactuca saligna
Lineage: Eukaryota; Viridiplantae; Streptophyta; Magnoliopsida; Asterales; Asteraceae
Source: the annotation of a GenBank genome assembly